GAAACCGACGGAUAUUUUUCGCCUGAGCGACAAAAGCAGUCAACUCUGGAAUCAGUGUGCAAGAUGCAUCCUCUAAAGGCAAACGUCGACAAACUGUCAGGGGAGUAAAGCCUUGAAGAACAGGACAUCGAAUAUGCAACUCUUUUGCAUUCAGUUCUACGCAUGAAGUUAAUCUGAAGACUCGUAGAAGAACAGUAAGACGAUAAAAGAACAAUAUACUAACAUCAUUUUGUGAAGGGCAACUAACUGUUUGAAGGCGUCAUCAUCUGUGACCCUGAACUUAAAGUGGACUAGUAAAUAAAUCAUUGUUAUUGAACAACAGCUAAAUAGCUAUUUUCGAGUCCAUUUGAAUUCUGGGAGGAUUAUCAAGUAAACUUUUUUCUUACCCUGUGGUGACUAAUGACUAUGAAGGCGGUGACAGUGCCACGUUUAAGACUGCGUCUGUGAUGGGCUGAGCAAGCGAAACUGAAAUCAUUUUGUUGGUUUUCUACAUUGUAACGGUUUUAGAGUUAUGACGGAGGUUUUUGAAGUGGUCUUGGCCACUAUUCCUUAUAUUAGCAUUUCCCCCCACAUGCUUACAAGUUAAUGAUUUAUUUGAAAUAGUUAUUUUACCCGGUUCAGGGUGGGCAAUGUUAUUCCAAAGUCCAUGACUUCACUCCAACGUCCCACUCCUUCUCAGAAUGCUGGACUGACUGCUGAGGAAUGGCAUCGGCGAUAUUCGAGGGGACGUCUCUGGUCAACAUGUUUGUCAAGGAUUGCUGGGUGAACGGGAUCCGGAGACUGAUCAUAAAUCAGCGAGGAGAGGAAGAAGAAUUCUACGAGAUCAGAACCGAGUGGUCAGACAGAAACGUUUUGUAUUUGCACAGGAGUUAUUCCGAUUUUGGGAGAUUGUUCAAAAGACUGGUUGAAUCAUUCCCUGAGGACAGAAGAGCUCUCUCCAAGUCGCCGCUUAUCGAAGGUCUGGUUAAGAUUAAAGAGGCCAGUGACAUUGAGCUGAAACUAAAUGAGGUGGAGAAGCUACUGAAGAAUGCCAUCAACAUGCCAUGGAAGUAUUCUAGGUCAGAGGUGGUGUUGACAUUCUUUGAGCGAUCACCGCUGGACCAAGUGCUGAAGAAUGACAACGUCCACAAGAUCCAGCCAUGCUUCCAGAGUCCAUACAAGAUAUCAGAGAUCAUGCGUUCCAAUGGCUUCUGUCUGGCCAACACAGAGACAAUUGUGUUUGAUGAGAGUCUGCCACAGGACGCAGAGAGACCCUCAUCCACUGACUCUGCUGCUGGCUCUGCAGAACACCUGUACGAGGAUGGCAGGGAGUUCCUGACGGUGGAACCAGACAUCAGUGACGAUGACUCCGAUGCCUACGUCACAAACCUGUCUUACUACCAUCUGGUCCCCUUUGAGACGGACAUCCUGGAAUGAGGAGCCAAAAUGGCUGACGAGGCAGAGAGCCUAAAGAGGAGGAAAAACACAUAUUUUUGGGCACUGGAGGUGGUUCUGUUGACUGGCUGCAUUGGAGAAAUGGCACCACAUCCUUCUUAAUGCUCCCUGGGGAAGAAGGAAAAUCCCACCACUAGCAACUCAAUGCUGAAAUAAGGAACUGGACUAUUUAAAAGGAAAAUUGUACAUGAUAUAUAGAACGGUUGAUUGUAUUAAUUUCUGUUCCGAGUCAGUCUAGACAGCAGACGUUGAUUGGUGAAGGAUCUUGUACAGUGUGCAUGCAUCCAUCCAUCCAUCCAUCCACCAGUCAUGGCUAAACGGUACUCAACUAAUCCCGUGUGGCCUCAGGAGAACCCAACCAAACUCCAGUACUCUGGUCUCUCCGCCACACUCUUUGAACACACCAGUAUGUCAAGUUCAACAAAUGUCAGACAUCGGUGUGAUCAUUUGGAAGAUGUUUUUGGUUUUAUUACAAUGAUAUUCUAAUUUAAUAUAAUGUUAAGAGGUUAUUUAUUUUUAUAGUCCAAAUGUUUGACAGACUGGCUGUCAUAUCGCUAAGCUAACCGUGACCCGCCUUGUAACCUUGUUGAUAUGCUUACGGCCAGUGUGAGACAUAUCUUGAAACAUACUGCAUCUGCUCAGUAUUAUUAAUUAUAUUAAUCAAGAGUCUAAAUCCUGUCUGGAGGGGGGCUCUAAACUAACAAAUGGAAUUGUUAUAAGAUAGUCAUACCAAGGAUUAUUUAGCUAUUUGAUUUUGAAUGUUAAGGUUCCUUAAGGUAUCCCCCAAAAAAUAUUGGAUGAAAAAUGUAAUUUGGCAUUAGGCCUACUGUUAUUAACUAAGAGAUGCACCACGUGGAACAACAGAUAGUUAAAGAAGUUUAUUCUGAAGUGUCUGUUGAAUAUCUGAGAGAUAUAAGAUCAGGGAACUCUAUUUUUUUUACAUGUAUUUGUCCCCUUAGUUUAGGCACUAAACUAUCUCCAUAAACUAUACUUCAAUGUCUUAUUUGAACUGGUACCGGGACCUUCAGUCUUGUGAGGCUUGUGGGCGUCCUAGAGCAAAAUGGAGAACAUACUUUUUUGUUGUUUUUUUUACAUUUUAUUUUAGCCCCUUUUCUCCCCAAUUUCGUGGUAUCCAAUUGAUUUUAGUAGCUACUAUCUUGUCUCAUCGCUACAACUCCCGUACGGGCUUGGGAGAGACUAAGGUUGAAAGUCAUGCGUCUUCAAAACGGAGAACAUCGUCAUGUUUGUGAGAGUCUCAGCUUUCCACAGAGGGGCGACCGUUCCAGGCGCUACAGACAGAAGUUGGCAUAAGAGGCUAUACUGACUUCAGACGAGUCUUGUGGGAAUGGUUGAGCAAAACGGAGAACAUUGUCGUGUUCGUAAGAGUCCUCUUUCAAUCGUUUGUAGGCCAAACGGUUCGGACGCUACGGACGUUUUCGUGAGGAGACCGAUUUUCGGGAUGUCUCAUGGUCUGACAAACACCACUCUAGCUCUGCCACCUUUCACCACAGAUGCCCAAGGGUGAUAUCGGCAGAUGCGGUGGAUUGAGAUGCAGCCCAUGCAAAAAAAACAACAUAUCUCUAGUUUAAACAGACAGAUUGAUGGUUUUUUUGUAUAAUGUUAAUUCGAUUUCCGCAGGGGUGCGGACAUUGUAAGCCAAGGUUUAAUACUUCAUUCAUUCUGCCUAUGAUUGGUAGACUAUGUAACAAUUAUAUUAAAGAUGUUUUGUAAUAAAAAAAAUAA
Messenger RNA from Oncorhynchus masou masou (cherry salmon), 3177 nucleotides. RefSeq names its product PX domain containing 1b (gene pxdc1b). Gene Ontology annotation, molecular function: phosphatidylinositol binding. The coding region runs from base 703 to 1416 and encodes 237 amino acids. The transcript is spliced from 6 exons. The record is from RefSeq and is a predicted model, not a curated record. Lineage: Eukaryota; Metazoa; Chordata; Actinopteri; Salmoniformes; Salmonidae.